Molecule: messenger RNA, 835 nt
Organism: Hyaloscypha bicolor E
Lineage: Eukaryota; Fungi; Ascomycota; Leotiomycetes; Helotiales; Hyaloscyphaceae
Exons: 2
Coding region: 134-835 (233 amino acids)
Source: RefSeq, a predicted model, not a curated record
AUUCCGGCCAUCGCGUCAUUCUUCGAAAUUCCCAUCCGCCAUCUCCGCGAUCUCACAACACUCCGUAUAUCGCAAGACUCCAUGCACAUAACGUUACGGCCGAGCUGAGUUUCCCACAAGAUUCUUUAACAUUAUGGGUUUGCCUUCGAUCAACCCCCCGAUACGAGUUCUUAUCCGGACUCGCCUGGCCCAACUCCAGAAGAUUGAUCCUUCCUUUGACAAGGCUGAUACAGAAUUAAUCAAAAGGCUCUGCGAUAGGCUAUCUAUUACUGGUGAAACGACAGUUAGACAUUUUAUUACGAGGAUUUCGGAUAAUAAGAAGGUGGAUGAUAAUAGGGUGGAUGACAAUAAGGUGGAUGACAAUAAGGUGGAUGACAAGAAGGUGGAUGGCAACAAGGUAGAUGGCAACAAGACGGAUGGCGAGAAGGUGGAUGACAACAAGGUGGAUAAUAACAGGGUGGAUGGCGAGAAGGUGGAUGGCGAGAAGGUGGAUGGCGAGAAGGUGGAUGGCGAGAAGGUGGAUGACAAGAAGUUGGAACGAGUUGAUAUCAUUUUCGACUAUGGUUUACCAAUAAUCGAGUGUCAACCUCGGGUUAUAGCAUAUUCUAUUACAGUCGAAGGUUCGGAUUUGACUAUUAAGCAGCUUUCCCAUCCAAAUAUAAGGAAAUUCGUAAACUUGACGGUAAAGAUAUUCGAGUCGAUAAAUCUCGAGAAUAAUCGAUGUUUUCCAAAUCGACCAGAUAUUCGAGCAGAGACUCGAAGACAACGGCAUACUGUACUUCCAGCAUUUCCGCUAUGCCAUUAUAACCGCUGGGUUGUUGGCUCUGAGCAGUAG